Messenger RNA from Colias croceus (clouded yellow), 3058 nucleotides. Its product is annotated as zinc finger protein 709-like. Lineage: Eukaryota; Metazoa; Arthropoda; Insecta; Lepidoptera; Pieridae. The transcript has 12 exons. The record is from RefSeq and is a predicted model, not a curated record. Bases 372 to 3017 code for a protein of 881 amino acids.
GUUCAAUCACGCGAAGUAAAAAAAUGUGAAUUAUUAUCAUAAUUCGAUAUUUAAAAUGCUUGUUCAAAUAACUUUAUUUAAAUUAAAUACAUUUGUAGUUUUUUAAAAUGUAUUCUCAAGUGUGUAGUAAUUGUUUUAAGUGUACAAGUGUAAGAAUGUCGAGUGUUUUUUACGUUUGAACAAUUAAGUUUCAAAGUUUUUUUUUGACGUCUGACGAGUUUUUGUCGCGUUUUUUCCUUGUUGUACAACGUAUCGAUUAUUUUUCAUGAUACGCACCGUAUGGCGGAUACCUAUUCUAUAUAUGUUAUAAACUUUAUUGUUUUCGAUUUAUACAAAAGUUUUGUAAACAUUGCAAAAGUACAAACGGUAACAUGGUUGAACCAGUAAUAUCAGAUUUAGAUCCACUGGGUUCUUAUUCAUAUACACAUUAUAAUUAUAAUCAAUAUACAUCUGGAAAUGGUCAAUAUCCACAUCAAAUAAAAGCAGAACAGUUAACUUAUCUUCAUAGUAAAGAAAGUUCAAAUAUACCAAAUAGUAAUGAAACUAACCAAUCAAAUAAUGUGACAAAAUGGCCAGAUCAAAACACAGAUACAAGCGUUGAUAUCAAGCCAGAGAUAGGUAAAGUAAAAGUGAAAAAGGAGAAGAAGAACGGUUUCGUCUCGGAAAAGAUAACGGAAGACGGUUUUCCGUUUUACGGCUGUGCUGUGUGUAAUAUACGUUAUUCUACACUAAGAGAAUUAGAUUCGCACGUCACUACACACAAAGAUAGAAUAACAAGCUACGAUUUGAGGAUAAAAAACCAGUUGAAGAAGAAAAAACUAAAAAAGGAACAAAAGAAAUUGAAGAAGCUGAAAAAAGAGAAGAAUUUAGAUCCGGAAAUCAAGCCAGAAGAUGGGUAUAUAGGUAACGAAAAGGCAUCAGAAUUUACGAAUAAUAACGAAACGGAAAAGGAAUGUAAGUUCGAUCCUAAUGACAAGAAUGUGAGCAAUGAAUCGUUGGAUGGUGAGAAAAAACAAGAGCUAAUGAAUUUACAGAAAAUUUACAAAUGUUUUGCGUGUCAAAAGCAGUUUUCGUUGAGUUAUUAUUUGAAGCUACAUGUAAGAUCACAUACAGAUGAGAAACCCUACACUUGUGAACAGUGUGGCCAAUCCUUCAUCACGGCAAGCAAACUGGGGAGGCACAACAAGAGGUUUCACCUCUCCGUUCAGUAUCAGUGUAGGAUAUGUUACAGACAGUUUUAUAGGUUCGAACUUUUAACACGGCAUUUUGAUAAAAAACACGCAGAAGACAAAUUGGAAGGAGAGCCUUAUGAUUUCAACGCAAUACUACCGUACCUAAAGGAAUUAGAAGAGCAACUACGCGAGAAACAAGAAGCGGAAAAGGCUAAGCCGAAAACGGAGGAUUUAUGGACCAACGAGUGGCCGAACAUGCCCUCGAAGGACCAAGUGAAGGACCACUCAAAGGACCAAGGACCGGGCCAAGACCAGGAAUGUGCGGAAGUUAAAGCGUGCAAAUUGGAGAUAGAGAUAGAGGAAGUCAAAGUUUCUAUGGACGGGGUGGAGAUUAAACAGGAGAGUGAGGAUCAGAACGACUGUGUCGAUAAUGAUGGGAUUGUUGACGAUGAUGUAAGAGACGAUCUGAGUGUUAAGGAUAACGACUCCGACUCGGACUACUUCCCCUCAAACACUUGGACGUCCAAAAUCGACUCCCCUCCCCCCUCCCCACCGCCCACGACCGGCACAAAGUGUCCCGUGUGCGACAAGCGACUGAGCACCGCGUCGUACAUGCGUGUACACAUGCGCACGCACACGGGCGAGCGGCCGUACAAGUGUUACGUGUGUGGGGUCGGCUUUAUCACCGCUAGCAAGAUGCAUAGACAUGUGCUGACACAUCCAGAAGCUAUUAACGAUGACAAUGUAAAAAAAGAAAAUGUAGAUGCAGAAAUAAAAUGCGAAGGCGAGGAGGAUAGUAAACAGGAAGUGAAAAAGGCUGUGAAGAAGCUUUCCAAAAAGCUAACCGAGAAAAAGACGAAAAAGUACAGAAAGAGGCCGCACGCCUGCGAGUACUGUCACAAGCGGUUCCUGCAUUUGGACACUUUGCAGAUACACAAAAAAUCCCACGAGGGCGAGCAGAUCCAAUACCGCUGCCACUUCUGCCUGCUCGAGGUGCAGUGUGCAACGAGCCUACACGCGCACGAAGCCACGCACGCGGGCCAAGCGCGCCCCUACGUGUGUAGCGUGUGCGGGAAGUGCUACAAGAAGCGGGAGAGCAUGAUAUACCACAGGAAGAACCACAAGCCGGAACGAGAGUAUAUAUGCGAUAUAUGCACCAAAUCGUUCAGCGCUCGAUGUAAACUGCAACGGCAUAUAAUAAGUCAUAGCGUGGAUAAAUAUAUAUUGAAAUACGAGUGUCCUGUCUGUGCGCACAUGUUCAAUACUAAGUAUCAUGUUCAAAUGCAUCUAGCUACGCAUCAGAGGGAGGGCGUCAUCCAAGAAGAGAACCGCAACGAAAUCCUAGCGAUGGUGUUGCAAAACGCGCGAAAAAUACCCAAAAAGGGGGAAACGCACAACCUCUCUGACGUCAUACCCUCAGACGAACGAAGCCGCGUGUGCAACAUAUGCGGCGAAGUUUUCCAACAUUUCUACUAUUUAGAGGAACAUCUCAAAAGUCACGGGUCAAAAAUAGCGAUAGAAAACAUCGAUCAGGAAGAGGAAAAAAAAUAUAUUUGCAAUGUGUGCAAUAAGGGCUUUAAACUGCACUAUUAUUUAAAACUACACAGUUUCACACACACGAAGGAAAAACCGUUUAUCUGUCAGCAGUGUGGAAAGGGCUUUAUCACUAGGGGAAAGUUGAAAAGGCAUUUAGAAACUCACACGGGCUUGAAGAAAUAUCAAUGUCAUAUUUGUUACAAAUUCUUUACGAGGCCGAGUUAUUUGAGAAUUCACGUGCGGACGAUACACGGGACGCAGUUGGUUAGACUCGACUCGUUCGGUUUGGAGUCGCAUAUGCAUGCGUAGGAUGUGUAUAGUUUUGCAUGCAUGCGUGGUCAUGCAUGCAU